Messenger RNA from Habropoda laboriosa, 1629 nucleotides. It is a transcript of the gene Grd, whose product is annotated as gamma-aminobutyric acid receptor alpha-like. Bases 67 to 1605 code for a protein of 512 amino acids. Gene Ontology annotation, biological process: nervous system process; monoatomic ion transmembrane transport; signal transduction. Gene Ontology annotation, cellular component: neuron projection; membrane; synapse. The transcript has 9 exons. Gene Ontology annotation, molecular function: GABA-A receptor activity; neurotransmitter receptor activity; extracellular ligand-gated monoatomic ion channel activity. Lineage: Eukaryota; Metazoa; Arthropoda; Insecta; Hymenoptera; Apidae. The record is from RefSeq and is a predicted model, not a curated record.
UGUAAGCAGAAUAGUUUUGCAAACGAUAUGGAAGAUAUCUAAACGCCGGGCGUCUCAAACGAAUUGAUGAACGAAGCAAGACGCGCCGUAAGGGAGGAUCAGUCCCAAGACAUCAUGAAGCAGGGAGUUCUACUGGCCCUCGCCAACUUGAUCACUUCCUACGCAUCUUUCCUAGCGGCUGCUACAGGGGCGAAAGCGUCCACGAGGCAACGGACGCAGAGCAACAAUCACAGCAACAUCAGCGAGCUGCUGGACAAUCUGCUUCGCGGUUACGACAACAGCGUUAGACCAGACUUCGGUGGUCCGCCGGCCACGGUUGAGGUCGACAUCAUGGUGCGCAGUAUGGGUCCGAUUUCCGAAGUCGAUAUGACUUACUCGAUGGACUGUUACUUCCGGCAGUCAUGGGUGGAUCGACGUUUGGCUUUUCAAGGUGGCAAAGAAACUCUAGCGCUCAGUAUAUCGAUGCUGGCGAGAAUCUGGAAGCCGGAUACCUACUUCUACAACGGGAAGCACAGUUACUUGCACACUAUAACCAGUCCGAAUAAGUUCGUCAGACUCUACCAAGACGGCAGAGUGCUGUACAGUUCAAGGCUUACGAUCAAAGCAGGAUGUCCAAUGAACCUUGAAAAUUUCCCGAUGGAUACGCAGCGGUGUCCACUACAAUUCGGCAGCUUCGGUUACACGAAGCGAGACGUGAUCUACAAGUGGAACAGCGCGCGACAAGUAGCAAUCGCAGAAGACAUGAAAUUAUCCCAAUUCGAUUUAGUUGCCAAUCCAACUGCAAAUUAUUCUUCAGCGACAACCCUCUCACACGCCGAUUACUCGAUGCUGUUGGUGUAUUUUCAUCUACAAAGGCACAUGGGUAAUUUUCUUAUACAAGUAUACGGGCCCUGUGUUUUGCUAGUUGUUCUAUCCUGGGUCUCUUUCUGGUUAAAUCGAGAAGCCACUGCAGAUCGUGUAUCGCUAGGUAUAACGACCGUGCUAACGAUGACGUUUUUGGGAUUGGAGGCGCGCACCGAUCUGCCGAAAGUUCCUUACCCCACUGCCCUGGACUUCUUUGUUUUCCUCUCGUUCGCCUUCAUUUUCGCCACGAUAAUACAAUUCGCGGUGGUCCACUAUUUCACCAAGUACGGUUCCGGCGAGUGUUAUUUCAGCUCUGACUUGAGCGAAAGCGAGAGUUCCAGCGACGAGGAGGAAGUGGGUACGCGCCCGUUGAAGAAAGAACCGACACCAAAGAAAACUCCUGGGAAUCUAACAACUCGAGGACAUCCUAGUCGUAACUUCACAAUGAACGAGGACGGUAUGAUCGAGGUGAUCCCGUUGUCAGCGAUUCCAGAACCGAGUAGAGAUCCCACGGUGAGUCACUGGCAGAUGUCUUGCGUGGCCUGUAGCCCACCUCCUGGUCAGGCUCCUCCGAGCAGGAAAGGAUCAGGUCGAAGACGACGUAGACGGACGCCUAGGUACAAUUCCGUGUCGAAGAUCGAUCGAGCAAGCCGCAUCGUGUUCCCCGUGUUCUUCAUGGCGAUCAACGUGUUCUACUGGUUCGCCUAUCUGUCCAGGAGCGAGCGUAUCAAUUACUACAACGUGAAAUCGAACGGCACGUGAGACCGGUCGCUUGGUGUAACAUUG